Molecule: messenger RNA, 2318 nt
Organism: Schistosoma rodhaini
Lineage: Eukaryota; Metazoa; Platyhelminthes; Trematoda; Strigeidida; Schistosomatidae
Source: the annotation of a GenBank genome assembly
AUGGGUAUCCGAGGCUUGUGGACGUAUAUUCAAAGUAACAGUGACAACUUAUCCCGGUAUGAAUUGCAUAACCAACCUUUAGUUAUUGAUGCCGAGAACUUUGCUGCUUCCUGUUAUCGUCAAGCUGCUUUUCGAUGUGAAUAUGGUGGAGAGUAUUUGGCAUUUAAAGGAUAUGUGCAUUCAUUCUUAAAACAGUUUACUAUCUGUCGUGUGGAACCAAUUUUCAUUUUCGGUGGAUGUCAUCCCAAGCAGGGAUCAAAACUGGAUACAUUGUUAAAGCGGAACAUGGAAUACUUUGACAAACUGUCAUCAGCUCUUAAAUUUGAGUCAACAUAUAGCGAAAAGUUGAACAUCGAUAUAACUCCACGACUUUGCAGAAAUGUUCUUGUGGAAAUUCUGAAGGAAUCUUCAGUUUCAUACAUAGCAUGUGAACGUGAAGCCGAUAUCAAUGUAGCAGAACUAGCUAUUUAUCUCCGUUGUCCUGUUACCAGUGGGGAUUCUGAUUUUUUUAUUUAUCGACCAAAUGAUCAUAAUCAAGUCUACAGUUUUAUUCCAUUUUCAUCUAUUUCACUUGAUUGUAAGGAGAGAUCCCCUCCUUGUUCUAUUUGUCAACUUGAUGGUGCUCCAUGUUAUUUUAUAUCGUGUACAAUUCUUAAUAAUUCAGGACCGUUUUAUAAACUCAAGUAUCCUAUGUUACCACUAUUUGCCAUCCUCGUUGGUAAUGACAUGAUAUCAAAUAUUCGCCUUCCAACUGUCAUCGAUUCACUAAUGUGCACUUCUGUUUUGCAGGGUAGGUCCCACUAUCAAAGACGUAUCGACGCUAUAUUUAACUGGCUGUUACGUUUCCAUGAUAUAGAACAACCAUUGUCAUCAAUUCUGUCACUUUACAGCCGAGAGGAAAGGGAUGGUAUUGAGAAGGAAAUCCGUUUGGGGAUUUCUGAUUAUCUUCUGAGUAGUUCAGGCGAAAAGCUGGCUCAUGAAUUAGGUUUUUCAACUGAACAUCGUGUCUUUUCAAGCGUCAGAUCGUCAAGCAAGCUGGAAAAUUCGAACAUUCAGGACCCCAAAACUUCUUGUGGUUCUUACUGUGAAGAUCUUUCCAAACUUUCUAAACUUAAAUUGGAUGAUAAUAAAGAUGAUGAUAAUGAUGAUAAAGACAGUAUAUUUUACCGUUGGCCGAAAGAGUUGAUUAAGCGAUUUAAAUUUUUGGAAUUAAUCCCAACUCUAAUGGACUGCAUGUAUGUACGAAAUGGCGUUAUUAAUCGUCUAGUAAUGGAGGACAUAAAUAUUCCUAAUUCACUUGAUGAAUGUAUGUCGAAGAUGAGAAGUAUUUUAAAUGGACUCAUACUUGGCCUUGAAAAUCACUUAGGCACCAAUGGGAAGUUAUGUGGAAUGGAGAAUGAGUGUAUCACUGAGUAUAGAAGAAGUUCGUAUGGUCAUUUGACUAAGACAUUGAUUUCAGUGAAGCUUCUGAAACCCCGUUAUGCUAAAACACCAGAAUUUUCAUUCUUAUCUUUUUUCUCGGAAUUCUUGAAUGUGAAUUUGGAUAAGGAUUUUAAGCCUGUUGAAAUACAAGGUUUAGCUAUUUUAUUAGUUCUAUGGUUCAGAUCUUCGUCUCAUGCUCAGAAGAAAGCUAAAAGCCUUCAGACAUCACCGGUUGGACUUGCGUUGUCAUGUUGUACAAUCGCUAUCAAUUCAAAUUGUGAAUUUAUUUGUAGAGAUCGUGAUACUGCUGCUGCUGGAGAUCAUGUCAGUUCUAUUCGCACACAUCUUGAUAAGUGUGCUGAUUUGGCCAAAUCAGUUUAUUACCAGGACAAUUCACCAUUCUUUUGUAUCGAGGACGUCCAUCAGCUUAAUGAAUUACAAAGUAUGGCCUCUGGAUUACAACAUUUAGUUGCACUGAUUGAGGUGCUUUGUCCGUUUUAUAACUCAAAUAGUAAUGAAUUUGAUACUUCACAUUUAAGAAAUCCUUUCAUAAGGUUUUAUCCACUUUGGAUGUUAUUUGCCAGUGGACGUCUUUUAUACUGGAUUAGUCGACUUUUACAAAAUGUUGAUCCGUCUGAGCGUUUUCAUCGAGUCAAAAAUCAUUGGCUUCCAAAGUUGCUCAUAAGAACCAAUUCUGUAAAUCAACAACAAUAUUGCGUCCAAAAAGAUUUUACCAAACUUUUCAACCUAAUUGAUAAGUUGAACUGAUAAUAUUGAUAGUUUCUAUUAUCAACUUGAGUAUUUGUUAUUUUUGAUAUAGACUGUCAUGUUUCAACUCAUUCACUUGCACACCUAUUUUCUUAAUAACUAUAAUCAUUAAAGUAUUUCAUCAAGUC